GGGUUAGCGACAUGGCUUCUUUGUGCAGUUCGUCGUCGUUUCUCAUAUUGCUCUGUAAAAUAUUGCUUGUAAAUCAACCGUGAGCGCCGUUCGGACAUAUUUAUUUGUAGUUUUAAGGGCAGAAUCUCGCGAUAAGUGGUGGACUUGAUGAUCUCCGGGUGUGGAAAAGCGGUGAAAAGUUGUGCAGAAAAAUCGAGUGUGUCGACGGAAGGCUGAGUGCGAGCAGCAAAAGUUAUAGGAGAAGAAAAAAAAGUGUUGAGGCGCACACAGAGACGAAAGGCGAGGCAAAUAAAAAAGAGAUUGUGUGGUGUGUGUGCAAUCCCCCUGAUAAAAGACGGCAUCGUCGAGAUAAAAACACAAAGAAUUUCUUCGGGGCAAGAAAGAAGGAAAAUUCUCGGCGUGUGUGUGGUGCUCUGCCUUUGGAAAUGAAAGGUGAAGCGGCAGAUGUCUGUCAGAGGCUCACACCGAUUCUCUCCCCAGCAGUGUUUUUUGUGUUAUCGCAUUCGCCUUUUUAUUAUUAUUUCUCAAUCCGAGCGACUCUCUGUGUGCGGAGGAAGCUCUAAGUGUGCUCACCGCAGCGUUUCUGGGAAUAAUUCGUGGCUGUCAGUGCUGUGCCUUCAUUGCAAAGAUCCCACAUAAAAGUUCUCCCUGUCCGGAAGUUCCGGACAAAAAAAGCCACAUACGCGGAUCUUGUUGGUUCCAUUACAUUCAUCCCACUGUCCAGGUGAAGGAUAGAAAACAGAAGGAGUUUUAAAUUAACGGAGGAAGCUAAGGAGGAGGCUUCUGGAAGAAAGAAAAAAAGACUAAAAGAAGCCUGAUCCGCCUGAUCGCCUUGCGGAGUUCAUCGGCAACACAAUCACACGGGAAUCCGUCGCACACAUAUACGCAAACUCUGGCUGCCGUCAAUGUAAAAGAGAGGCAAGAAAGACAAAUAAAUCAUAGAAGAAAGAAGAGUGUCGAGCACUUCUCGGGAGUCUGGGUCUGCCUCAUGCAGAAGCAUCGCGCGCUGAGGGCAGAAACGAUCAAAAAUUCUUCUCUCUCCUAAAGAAACAUUAAAAGAAAAAAAAUCUCAUCGCGAGUGACUCAACGCUGUGCGUGGCUUCGGGAAGCGAUAAAAGAUUUGUGAUAAGUCCGAAGAUUCUGGGCGCGAGAGCAGCAAAAACUCGCUGGCUAAAUUGCCAAGAGACAAAGGAGCCAGCUCCCCUUGUUAAAUCCCACUGCAGAUGUCAGAAAUAUACUCACAAACAAGAGAAUCCCAAACUUAAUCAGCCAACAUACCCACACACAUGUGCAUCCCAUCUCCACGAGAGAAGUGAGAAUCUCAAGUUAGCAGCAGCAGUAUUCCCCAGAGACUUUACCCCAAAAGUCACACAUUGGGGCCUAAUUAAAUGUGUGUGUACCUAACCAGGUGAUGUAGAAACGACAAUGCUCCCAGGAUAAUCUCUCCUCCAUAUCUCCUGACAACCAACUCCCAGUGGAUCCAGGAAGAAGGAUUUAUAUAAAAAAAAACUUUAAUUUUUCCUCCCAUUCAAAACAAAAAUUCAGUGUUGAGUGUUUAAUUUUGUUUAAAUUUUAAUUGCAAAACAAUUUAUUUUAUCUCUGUGUUGUGAACAUCAAUUUCUUUUACAUUUUACCCUCUUAAGGAUAAUAAAAAGAUAAAAAAUCCCACAAAAGGGAGUCAAUAAAGAAGGAAUAUAAUAAAAGAAAAAGUGGUGUCUUAUGUGGAGAGUGGAAUUACGUAAAGGAGAACACACAAUUCAUCCAUUUUCGCGCAAUUAUAACUUUUCUUCAAUAGAGUGAAUUGAAUGAAGGAAAAAGAAGAAAAAAUAAAAGAGAGAAAAUCACCCGCAAAUAGCCCUCGGAGUGUGUUGUUUUCUUGGUGGAAAUUCGACCUAAAUAUUCUCGUAUGUGUGUGGAAAUUGAUUGUGUUAUGCUGCAGUGAAAAUGUGUAAUGUACCGCCAAAAUUCUACCAAGUGUGCCGCCUCUGUCUAUCGGUUGUGAGUGAUAAUGAGCUAAUUGAGUUGUCCAUAUACCCAGAGCCCCCUGCUGUGGACAGCUGGCCCAGGGGGCGGCCUGGGACCCCAUUGAAUGAUGUCACAGAUGGUGACGUGAAAGCCACAGCGGUGGAGGAUGAGGCAACUGAUACACGAAGGAGCAAUCACAGGGCGGCUGUGGAGGCAGCUGAACGUGAGGAGGGUGAGGAUUUAGUUACCAGAAAAACGGUGGUGGAAACAACCAACAACCGUGAUCAUCGUCCAGCCAAAUUUGAUCAUCGCAACCAGGAGGAUGGUGAUGUGCCGAUGAUUGAUGAGAAGGAUGAAGGAGAUUCACAUCAUCUCACCAAUGGUGGCUCACACGAUAUCCCCGAGAGAAUUUUCCAAUGUCUCUCAAUCACGAUAACUCCUGCUGAUGGAUUGCCCAAUGUUGUGUGUAGGAAAUGUCGUGAGCAAUUGGAUAUUUGUCAUCGAUUUCGUGAAGUGGCGCACAAAUCACACAAGAGUCUUGAGCAUUUUCUUCAGCUUACCACCAAAUUCGAGGGAAGUGCUCAGGAAGUGCUGGCCAAGUCAACGGCAAAACUGGAGGAACUUCUCACGAGUUCGAUGGUGGUGGCCACGGGUGAAGUGGCAAGAUCAGCGGAAGCAUCGUUACCAAUUCAUCAGCAGAUGAGACAACAGCACCAGAGACGUUCGAGUAAUAUGCCAACACAGCAAUCCCGGAUUGAUUCUGAGCGAACAGCUGUGGCGGCACUCACGGAGUUGAGCAAUAUGUCAUCAACAAAGUUGAAUGCUGUGUCCUCUUCCAGUAAUGUUUCGUCUGUCGUCGCGUCGUCAAUCACCGCCGUAUCGUCGCCAUUGACAUCAACGGCGUCCUCUGUUACCUCAAUCAUAAGCAAAAAUCAUUUGGAUCAUUUGGAGGCGAACUCCGUUUCGGUUAUCCCAUUGGAGAGCGGCGGCGGCGGCGGUGGUGGUGGGAAUAAGCGGCUAAUAAGUGAUGUGAAUCACAUAAAGAAUUUGUCGCAUCUACAGAAAUUAGAAACUGCCGCUGUUCUCAUGGAUAUUAGUAAGAAAGUUAUCAUUUCACCACCAAGCUCAAAUCCGCAGUCACCGAGUCAUCAUCAGCAGCAGCAGCAAUUCCAAAAUCACCUAAAACACCAGCAGCAACAGCCUAGUAUUACUUCUUCUGUGAUAAAGUCGCACGAUUUUAUUGGAAAUUCGCUUAAAAGAUCAAUGAGUCACGAGGAAAUUGAUUUAUCACUGAAACGCGUCAAGCUACCAUUGAAAUCAAUUCCUGAACCAUUUAUAGUAAAACAUGAGCAACUUGAUGAUGAAUAUCAUCAGCAAGAGGAGAAUAGCCUGAAUACCGAUUCAGGUGACGAUAGUUCCGAUCCGGGAAGACUUCAAGUGGAUAUUUCGUCAUCGCAAGAGGGUUUUGAUGAUAAUGAGAACUUUGAGGGGAAAAAGGGUACGGCUAAAGGGGCUGAGAGAGCAGCAGCUGCACAGGAUGGGGGUGCUGGAAAUUCCGAAAGGGAUGCAAAUGUCACAGAUCCCGCAACGACGCAACUUUGGCAGGUUCUGGCUCAAUCUUCGAUUAAUGGUGGAGGCAAUGAAGCAACUCAAUUGCUCAAGAGAAUGAUUAACAGCAGCAAAUCUUUGGGAUUUCCUCUCUCACUGGGCAUUACAGGAUCAUUAAGUGAUCAACCAAUUGCUCUCUUAAAGGAUAAAGUAAAUCAAAAAUCAUCGGGACGACGCAAACAAUCCUGCCCGAGUCGAACUCCGUUGGAGAAUACGUCAUCAGUGGAAACGCUGUGCGACAGUUCAUCAUUGCUUGCAGAGGCUGCAAAUGCCGCAGCUGCAAAUCUCGAAUUUGCCUCAGCAAAUAAUCCCACAUGGAUUAAUUAUUCCGACGAGAGAUCCAAAAACACCGCAGCGCAGUCGAAUAAUAAAAAUUUGAACAAUCAGAAAGAUAUGUCGUGUACCAACUGCGGUACACUAACCACGACAAUUUGGAGGAGAAAUAUACGCGGAGAGAUGGUUUGCAAUGCUUGUGGGUUGUAUUUCAAGCUACACGGAGUGAAUCGUCCUCAUACGAUGCGCCGAGACACCAUUCACACGCGCCGAAGGAGGCCACGUGGGGAUAAAUCCGUACGGAAAAAAUCAAAGCAGCAUGACGAUGGUGGGACUGUUGAUCAGGAACGCAUGGAACGGAUAUCGGAUCGGGGGAUCGGUGGCAGUGGCUCAGGUGCCAGUGGUACAUCAGAGGAUGCCCUGUGUGCCAAUCCCGACCUGCAAGCACUCAAUAAUCACAAUCUGCUAAUUGCCUUAGGUGGUGUGGCUCGAAGCUCAAAUGCUCACUUCACAAUGCCGCACUAUUCUCACUUCUUGCGUGCCUCUCAAAACUAUCCGGAUGUCACUGGUGGGGUAUCGGUGGCGGGUGCUGAUCUCGCAGCGGACGAUAGUGCGCCCGAAAAUGAUUUGGAUUCGUGCAACUUACCCCUGAACCUCGUGGCAACCCAACUGGGUGGAAGUGAUUCUUCGCAACACUGACUGAUGAUAAGUACAUGACAAUGAUUCUCUUUUUAUACACACUCUAUUCUCCUCAUCUAGAAUCUCUCUCUCUCCCUCCCUUUUUAUUUCUCUUUAAACUAUUUUUUUUUUUAUUUAAAAAAAAAGGAAAAGAAAAACCUUUUUUUUUUCUUAAGUUUGUCUAACAACGAAGUGCGUGAUGAUCAAGAAGGAAAAUAUGUAAUGAAAUGAAAAUCUGACAAAAAGGGCAUUUUCUCCCGUUUUCUCAAUAAUGAAAGGAAAUGAAAAGAACAACAAAUUCCUAAUAUUCUAUUAAAGGAAAAUGAAAGAAUCUAAAAAAAAAGAAAUCUCUGCAUGGAGAAGAACGUGGGUACAUUUUUAUCUCACAAACUUAAUAUUUAGAGAGAAGAACAAAAAAGAGAAAGAAAAAAUAAUAAACUCAUCCUUUCUAUUAUCUUAAAAAUACUCAAAUAAAGUCUCUGUGUUUUAUUAUUUUUUUUUGUGACUAUUUAAUAAAUUAUUUAGUCGUACUACUUGACAAUAUUUAAAUGAGAAAAUGAGGAAAUUUUUAAUUAAUGAAAAACUAUGAAAAUUCUUUAACGUAGCAAUAAAUGAAAACUUGAGGUAUUAGUUUUUUUUUAUUCUUAAAUUUAAUAAUUAUUUAAUUUUCAACGUCUCACAACUUUAAGUCUCCAAACUCUCUUAUUUUAAUUACCUUUUUUUUACAUACAAAUCUGCCGAGAGAAUAUUUAUUAAUAACAAAAGAAAUGUGAAGUAAAAGUUGCCCUAAAUAUUAGAUGAAAAAAAAAACAUGAAACAGGCUAUAAAAAACUAUUUAAUAAAAGAAAAUGGAAAAUGCAGAUUAUAUAUUGAUAGCACUGCGCAAAAAACUUUACUCUUCUGCCUAAGACUAAUGAAUUAUAUACUUAACAAAAGAAUAAUUUACAUUGUAAAGAAUUUUGGGUAAAAAGAAAACUUUCCAAAAUAUAAAGUAGCAUGUUUCUUCGAAAGAUUUAUUAUACAUUGAUAUGAAGAAAAAACUUAGAAUCCUAUACACACUAUACUGUUGAGAAAAAAAUGAGUGGAGAACUUUCUACAAAGCAUAAAAAAUUUUAAGAAGUCUCCACGAACAAAAAACAGAAGCAUAGAAUCAAUAGAAAUUUCAAAGGAAAAAAAGCCAACCGUUUCACAAGCAGAAAUGCAAAAAGGAAUUUUUCAAAAUAUUUACUCCAAAAUGAAAAUUAACUGAAGAAAAAUUAAAAAAAAAAACUUUUUCAAAUGAAGAAAUUCGUUAAACUCACGUAGAUUAUUUAUGUAGAGUUUUGUGAUAAUUUUUUCCAGAGUAUUUUCUCUCUCACACAAUCUCUGCAAUAGCCGCAAAAAUGCAAAAAGAAAAUGAAAUAAAAAAGGGAAAUAGGAUUAUACAAAAACAAAACAAAUAAUAUGUAUUGAAGCUACUUAAAAAAAAUAAACAGAAAAGAAACAAAAUAAAACAAAUACGUUGCAUUGAAGUAAAAAGAAAAUAAAUAAAUUAUUGCUCUACGGAAAGUCUCAAAAGAAAAAGAAAAUUAAAGGAAAUCUGUAGCAGGAAAGCAAAAAAAAAACUUAUAUUAUUAAUGAUUAAAAAUUAUAUAUUUAAUAUAUACAAGAAAAUCAAAAAAAAUCUGAUUAAAAAAAUACAUAAAGGUAUAUUAAAUGAGAAAAAAAGUAAAACAUAACGUUAAUAUUAAAAUCUUGCCUGUAGCAAAACAACCAAUUGUGAUAAGGAUGAAAUAAGAUGAUAGUGAAGAAAAAAAGGUUAAAAAAAUAUUAUUAAAAGUAAAUUAUUAAACAAGAAAAAAAAUAUGAUAAUUAUUCGCUUUUCUCCUCUUUACUAUCUAUUAUACAUUCAUUGAUUUAUUAAAAGAAAAAUGAAAAACAAACAAUACAAUAAAAACUUUGAUACUCAAAAUUAAUAAUGAAAUAUUUCGAAAGCAAUUUCGGAGAGAUUUGUGAAAAAUUCUAAGAAUGUCACGCGCAAAAUGAAGAUAGAAUUUUUUUGAAAGAUAAAAAAUAAAUUCUGCAAAAUGGAAUGAUGUUGAUAAGAGAAUAAGAAAAAAAAAGAUUUAUGAAUAUAUUUUUACACCAGUUUAGACGUUAUUCUAAAAUGAAAAAUAAAACUGAGAGAAACCAGAAGAAAAUAAAUAAAAAAACGCUAUCUUCUUCGUAGAAUUGUAAAAAGGAAAAAGAAAAGGAAUUUUAUCCUUGAAAGAAUUUCGUUGCAAUGCAAGAAAAAAUAUUAUUAAUAAAUAUUUCGAAAAUGUAAUAAAUUAAAAAUCUUCCUCUAUUUCCAAUAAAUUAAUAAAUAUAAAAUGAAAAUCUAUAAUAAGUUUAUACAUAGAAAUUCACAAUGUGAAUUAUUCGUCUAACCAUUUUCAUUAAGAAUUUUUAUUUAUUAUUCCUUUCACAAAUUCUUUUACAUUUUUCUUUCACGAGUCAGGAGAAAAUUCAAGGCUUUGUGACAAAAUUAGUGGGUUAAAAAAGCUUUUAUUUUUAUUACAUUAAAAGCUUAGUUUUCAAAUUCUUUUGAUUUCAAUGAUCUUUACUCAAAAAUCAAAACAUUGAACGAGUUCUUUUGAUGUUUUAUUGGUCUUCCUCAAUAGCAUGAAAAGAACUUAAAAAAAAUUACCUACUAAACUUUGUUUUCAACAGAUCAAAGUUCAGAGCAAAGGUUCAGCAUUAAAUUUGUUCACUGAAAAGUUCUUUUUAAUCACUAUUUUUGUCAUAAAGUUUAAUUUGAAUACAAAGUUUGAAACACAUUAAAGGAUGUCAUGCACAAUACAAGGGCGAAGUACCUAAUUGAAGGAAACGCAGAAAACAAUUUUAACCCACCCAGUCUUGUAGGGAAUCAAAAAAGGAUAAAGAAUCGCCAAAAAUAUUCACCAUUUUCCACUGGGGUCACAACGAAAAAAGGCAAUAAAGUUUUGUAAAAAUUCAAAAAAAUUGACCGCCAUUCGCCAUUUUGUUCAUUUCAAUGCAUGAAGCAUAUGUUUCAAUGCUUCGUCAAUAUGAGCUUGUCGAUGACAGUUUGACAUUUCAUUUUUUUUGGGAGAAAAUAAAAAAAAUUGCGUAUUUUUUAGUUUAAUUAUCGUGGUAAAUGUGUUUUACGUGUUGAUUGAGUGAUUUUUAUAUCUGAAUACCUGAAAAAAGAAUUCCCGCACAACCUGUGACCGUCUCAGCGAGCACACCAUUGGUCGUGGAAAAGGUCUUGGGAAAGGUGGUGCCAAGAAACAUCGUAAGGUUUUGCGUGACAUCAUCCAGGGAAUCACAAAACCAGCAAUCCAUCGUCUUGUCCGUCGUGGUGGUGUGAAACGCAAAGGAUUCCAGCGCAGAGGAUCUCUCAAUUCGUGAAAAAGCCAUCUUCAAGACGAUCCACGACCAAUGUUUUUGGAUUGCUUUGCUUUGUAACGAGAGAUGUGCUCGCUGAGACGGUCACAAACUGUGCGGGAAUUCAUCCUUCAGGUAUUCAGAUAUAAAAAUCACUCUUGAACAACACGUAAAACACAUUUACCACGAUAAUUAAAUUAAAAAAUACGCGAUUUUUUUUAUUUUCUCCCAAAAAAAAAUGAAUGAAAUGUCAAACUCUCAUAGACAAGCUCAUGACGAAGCAUUGAAACAUAUGAUUCAUGCAUUGAAAUGAACAAAAUGGCGAAUGGCGGCCAAUUUUUUUUGAAUUUUUACAAAACUUUAUUGCCUUUUUUCGUUGUGACCCCAGUGGAAAAUGGUGAAUAUUUUUGGCGAUUCUUUAUCCUUUUUUGAUUCCCUACAAGACUGAGUGGGUUAAAAUUGUUUUCUGCGUUUCCUUCAAUUAGGUACUUCGCCCUUGUAUUGUGCAUGACAUCCUUUGUUUUUUCACGUAGAAAAAAGUCACGAAAUAUAAAGUAAAAAAAAGCUCUCUAGCAGUGACAGUUACAAAGUUUUUAAAUGAAAAACAAAACAAAGUUAGAAAGCUCUGCAGUUGAACAUUUUCAAAAAGCUCUCAGUAUAUAAUAGCAAUUUUAAUCCGUAUAGGAACAGCAGUCACGUACUUAUUUGAGGUGAAAUAGUAUAGCAAAAGUAUUAAAUCUCACAAAUUUUUUCUCAUAAAAAAAAAGAUUUUAUUUCCUUUUCGUUGCAUGAACAAGUUUAAAGCAAAAAAAGAAGAUAAAAUUAAAAGUUAAAUAAACAAUAAAUUAAAAAAUGAAGCAAAUGCGAAAUUGAAUGAUACUCACGUUUUGUACUCUUUAUUUAUUUUUUGUAUUUUAUUUUUUUUGUACUUUUAAUACUAAUUUAAUUCUAUUUUUAAUUUUAUUCUUUGUUCCCUCCUCUUAAACUUUUUUUUAAUUGAUUUAAAUAUAAUUAUGAAUCAAAAGAAAGGAUUUUAAAGAAAACAAGAAUAUUUAAGAGCAACAAUUUGAUACGAUAAAUUAUGAAAUUAUUUUUUUUUACCUUUGCGUAUCACUAAUUUUAGUAUUUCUCCUUGUUUAAUUUUUUGAUGAAGAGGAAAGUUUGGAAGGGAUGCGGGAAAAUUAAUGGUAAGAACUGUUGGGCUCUCUAGAGAUGUUUCGAUGAAUUUUUUUGACUUCUUCAGGCUCUUAUGUCAUUUUUGAGAGCUUUUAAAGCAAAAAAAAUUACCGGAACGUCGCUGGAGAACCUAAAAGUGAUUGUCUUUGAUUUUUCUCGCCUUCUUUUGCAACUUUCCUUCUCAUCAAAUAACUACACAGUCGUAAAAAAAUCUUAGUUUAAUUUUUUGUGUAUUUAUCAUGUCCUCCGCGGUAUUAUGAAACUCAAAGUAAAUUUUUUCUAAUAUAAAUCUUACUUUUACGUCUUAAUUUAAUGAGAAAAGUCCUCAAAAAAUGUAUUUAAGUAGGACACAAUGGGAAGAAAUUCUUAACUAUUAUAUAAAAAAAACUAAAAUUAAUGGCACGACAAUAAUUCGUAGGAUCUCUUCUUAAUACACAAAGAAAGAAUAUUAAAAAAAAGGAAGGAUAAGGAAGUUUUUUUACACAAGAAAAAAAAUAUUGCGUGUAGAAGUGACGUGAAAAGUAUGAGAAGAAAAAACCUUUCAGCAGUAUUUUUUAUUUAAUUUAAUUUAAAGAGAAAGAAGUUUUUUUUAACUCAAUAAUAUUUAAAGAAAAAAAAGCUACUUUUAUGGUAAUUUCUACUACUUAUGUGUGUACUUAUUAAUGAUUUUUUUCUCUCUCUUGUACAAACUGAUCGUGAGAUAGUUUUUGUCGUUUUUUUUUCUUCAAAUUUUACAAAGAAAAUGAUUUUUAAAAAAAUGAAGUAAAUUUAACACAAUGACGAAAUGAUAUUUACCCAAUCCGUCUCUGCCUUGGCAUUAAUCUCCUUAACGUAAAAAAAACUUAUAUUAUAAAAAAUAUUAAAGAACAAAAUAAUAAACUAAAAAAAAGAUUUGAAUAGUUUAUAGAAUUAUCUUACAAUUAUUGCGUUGUAUUAUAGUUUUAUAUUGUGUCAAUACUUGUAAUUUAUUUAAGAUUAAAAAGAAAACCUAUAAAUUGACAAAAAAAGCAAAAUUAGUGUAUACUGAGCGAUAAAAGAAGGAAGAAUAAAGGAUUAGGCGCGGAAGGAAUAAAAGUUUGAAGGAGGAAUAAAAGAAGAAGAAACGAUGGAUGAUUACCAAUACCAGUAUAAUAAACAGGGUUAUUUGAUUUUAUUAUUAUUACUAUAAAUUAUGCUGAUUAGACAUUUAAAAUUUAAAAAGAAAAGAAAAGAAAAUGUAUUUAAAAAUGAGGAAAUCACAGAGAAAGUAAUAAUUUUAUUGUUUAUUUUUUCCACGCUAAAAAAGCGCGCGAAAUGUAUUAAGAUUAAAGAAGAAAAUUGUGUAUUAAUUUUAAAUGUUUAAUACGAUACCCGCACAUUUUUUUACACGUUUAAUUUUAAAUUCUCAAAAUGAGUUUUUUUUUAAAGUAAAAGAAAAACCCUAUAAUUUAAAAAAAAAAGUAAUAAUUCACACGUGAUUAACGACAUUUUACUGCUAACACGAUAUUUUUAUUUUCAAUAAAAUGAGAAUUUUAAAGUAAUACUCAA
Lutzomyia longipalpis is the source of this 10593-nucleotide messenger RNA. RefSeq lists its product as uncharacterized. NCBI's taxonomy places the organism in Eukaryota, Metazoa, Arthropoda, Insecta, Diptera, Psychodidae. The transcript has 9 exons. The record is from RefSeq and is a predicted model, not a curated record. Gene Ontology annotation, biological process: positive regulation of transcription by RNA polymerase II; cell fate commitment; negative regulation of transcription by RNA polymerase II. Gene Ontology annotation, cellular component: nucleus. The coding region runs from base 1945 to 4545 and encodes 866 amino acids. Gene Ontology annotation, molecular function: RNA polymerase II cis-regulatory region sequence-specific DNA binding; zinc ion binding; DNA-binding transcription factor activity, RNA polymerase II-specific.